Molecule: messenger RNA, 2591 nt
Organism: Otolemur garnettii (small-eared galago)
Lineage: Eukaryota; Metazoa; Chordata; Mammalia; Primates; Galagidae
Gene: TBL3
Product: transducin beta like 3
Exons: 22
Coding region: 165-2573 (802 amino acids)
Biological process (GO): endonucleolytic cleavage to generate mature 5'-end of SSU-rRNA from (SSU-rRNA, 5.8S rRNA, LSU-rRNA); endonucleolytic cleavage in 5'-ETS of tricistronic rRNA transcript (SSU-rRNA, 5.8S rRNA, LSU-rRNA)
Cellular component (GO): nucleolus; 90S preribosome; small-subunit processome
Molecular function (GO): U3 snoRNA binding; protein binding
Source: RefSeq, a predicted model, not a curated record
ACAGCAAAGAUGGCGCCAAACGCUCCUUGUUGGCGACUUAGCAAUUGCGCCUGGUGACGCGAUCGCCGCGCGCCUAGAGUAAAGAAUUCCACGCAGGUCUACCUCACGCGGUGUCGGCGGCGGUCCAAGAGCGUUUCAAUCGGGGCGGCGACGGUGGCGGCCACAUGGCAGAGACCGCAGCCGGAGCAAGCCGCUUCAAGGCCAACUAUGCUGUUGAACGUAAGAUUGAGCCUUUCUACAAGGGCGGAAAAGCACAGCUGGACCAAACCGGUCAGCACCUCUUCUGUAUCUGUGGUACCAGAGUCAAUGUCCUGAAGGUGGCCUCGGGAGCCAUCUUGCAAAGCCUGGAGCAGGAGGACCAAGAAGACAUCACGGCCUUUGAUCUCAGCCCCAAUGAUGAGGUGCUGGUGACAGCCAGCCGGGCAUUGCUGCUAGCUCAGUGGGCCUGGCAAGAGGGCAGGAUUACUCGCCUGUGGAAGGCAAUACACACAGCUCCUGUGGCCAGCAUGGCGUUCGACCCCACCUCCACACUGCUAGCCACAGGUGGCUGUGAUGGAGCCGUGCGCAUCUGGGACAUUAUGCAGCACUAUGGGACACACCACUUUCGGGGCUCACCUGGUGUUGUGCAUCUGGUGGCCUUCCACCCGGACCCUGCCUGCCUGCUGCUCUUCUCUUCAGCUGCAGAUGCUGCCAUCCGUGUGUGGUCACUUCAGGACAGAUCAUGCUUAGCUGUGCUGACUGCCCACUACAGUGCCAUCACCUCAUUGGCCUUUAGUACUGAUGGCUGCACUAUGCUCAGCUCUGGCCGUGACAAGAUCUGUAUUGUUUGGGAUCUUCGCAGCCACCAGGUCACAAGGACUGUGCCAGUCUUUGAGAGUGUAGAGGCUGCUGUGCUGUUGCCAGAGGAACCAGCACCUGAGCUGGGUGUGAAGUCCACAGGUCUGCACUUCCUGACAGCUGGCAACCUAGGUAUGCUGCGGGUGUGGGAGGCAGCUUCUGGGCAGUGUGUGCACACACAGUCUCAGCUGCCAGGCCCUGGGAGGGAGCUGACCCACUGCUCCCUGUCUCGUACCGCUGGCCUGCUCCUCAGUGUCACUGCUGACCACAAUCUGCUGCUCUAUGAGGCACACUCUCUGCAGCUGCGGAAACAGUUUGCAGGUUACAGUGAAGAGGUCUUAGAUGUCCGGUUCCUUGGACCUGAAGACUCCCACAUUGUUGUGGCCUCCAACAGCCCCUGUCUGAAAGUGUUCGAGCUGCAGACAUCAUCCUGCCAGAUCCUUCAUGGCCACACAGACAUAGUCCUGGCCCUGGAUGUGUUCCGGAAGGGGUGGUUCUUUGCCAGCUGUGCCAAGGAUCAGACCAUCCGCAUCUGGAGGAUGAACAAGGCUGGCCAGGUGGCCUGUGUGGCUCAGGGCUCUGGGCACACACACAGUGUGGGCACCAUCUGCUGCUCUAGGCUAAAGGAGUCCUUCUUGGUGACUGGCAGCCAGGACUGCACUGUGAAGCUGUGGCCCCUUCCUGAAGCCCUACUGUCUAAGAGCACAGCUCCAGACAGCAGCCCUGUUCUCCUACAAGCCCAGACCACCCAGCGCUGCCAUGAAAAGGACAUCAACAGUGUGGCUGUUGCCCCCAACGACAAGCUACUGGCAACAGGCUCACAGGACCGCACAGCUAAGCUCUGGGCCCUGCCACAGUGCCAGUUGCUGGGUGUCUUCUCAGGCCACCGCCGUGGUCUCUGGUGCGUGCAGUUCUCACCCAUGGACCAAGUGCUGGCCACAGCCUCAGCUGAUGGUACCAUCAAGCUUUGGGCACUACAGGACUUCAGCUGUCUCAAGACAUUUGAAGGUCAUGAUGCAUCUGUGCUGAAGGUGGCCUUUGUGAGCCGCGGCACACAGCUGCUGUCCAGUGGUUCUGAUGGCCUUGUGAAGCUCUGGACCAUCAAGAACAACGAGUGUGUGCAGACACUGGAUGCCCAUGAGGACAAAGUCUGGGGGCUGCAUUGCAGCCGGAUGGAUGACCGUACCCUCACUGGUGCCAGUGAUUCCCGUGUCAUCCUCUGGAAGGACAUCACAGAGGCAGUACAGGCGGAGAACCAGGCCAAGCAGGAGGAACAGGUGAUCAAGCAGCAAGAACUGGACAACCUGAUCCAUGAGAAGCGGUACCUGCGGGCUCUGGGCCUGGCCAUCUCUUUGGAUUGGCCCCAUACUGUGCUGACCAUCAUCCAUGCCAUCCGGAGGGACCCUGAGGCCUGUGAGAAGCUGGAAGCCACUGUGAUCCGACUGCGGCGAGAUCAGAAAGAGGCCCUGCUGCGCUUCUGUGUCACAUGGAACACCAACUCACGGCACUGCCAUGAAGCCCAGGCUGUGCUAAGUGCGCUCCUUCGUCAUGAGUCCCCCGAGGAGCUGUUAGCCUAUGAAGGAGUACAGGCAGCGCUUGAAGCCCUACUGCCCUACACUGAGCGGCACUUUCAGCGGCUCAGUCGGACACUUCAGGCAGCCACCUUCCUGGACUUCCUGUGGCAUAGCAUAAAGCUGCCUAUGCUCCCUGCAGCCCCACAGCCCUCAAGCACAUAAAACUAAUUUCCUGUCCCA